Staurois parvus is the source of this 327-nucleotide messenger RNA. The record is from the annotation of a GenBank genome assembly. NCBI's taxonomy places the organism in Eukaryota, Metazoa, Chordata, Amphibia, Anura, Ranidae.
GAUUUUGCAUUUCCGGGAACAGUGACAGGGUUGUGUAAACAACACAGAUCUCUCCCCUGUCAGUACCAACACUUUCUAUUGCUCUGUAUAGCAGAGCAAUACAAAGCAGCAUGUUUCCCUAGAAAAACACACACAUCACACACAGUAAAACAGCACACAGUUAACCCUUUGAUCACCCCAGAUGUUAUCCCCUUCCUGCCCAGUGCCAUUUGUACAGUGUCAGGGCUUUUUAUUAGCACUGAUUACUAUAUUAGUGUCAUUGGGGAUGUCAGUGGCAGUUAGUCAGUUCCCCCCAGUGUCAGAAUGCCCGCCGCAGUCCUGCUAUAA